AUGCAGGUCAGUUUUCCGUCUCAUUCUGAGGUUACGGAGUUCCGGAAAAGAGGCUUUCUAACUGAGAGCACUUUUGGAAGAGAAAAAGAACAAGCAGACGCCUGUGAGAUGAAGAUGUUUUACACUGUAGGAUGGUUUUACGAGGCACUGGAAAAUGCUUCCAAUUUCUUUGCUAGGUCUACUCGAAGGCCUAUUGAAUGA
Molecule: messenger RNA, 201 nt
Organism: Sphenostylis stenocarpa
Lineage: Eukaryota; Viridiplantae; Streptophyta; Magnoliopsida; Fabales; Fabaceae
Source: the annotation of a GenBank genome assembly